Molecule: messenger RNA, 4978 nt
Organism: Fusarium verticillioides 7600
Lineage: Eukaryota; Fungi; Ascomycota; Sordariomycetes; Hypocreales; Nectriaceae
Exons: 6
Coding region: 1-3021 (1006 amino acids)
Molecular function (GO): protein binding
Source: RefSeq, a predicted model, not a curated record
AUGAACGGGCUCUCGCUCCAAUGGGUUGGCUGCACCAAAUACGUGAAGAGCUACAGAGGCACCCCAACAGAAGUUGGGAACCUCAUCCGCGAAGUUAGAAGUCUCUCUGUCAUCUUGCUCAACCUUUGCCUUAUCGCUUUCGACCUAGAAGAGACUGGACCACCCGAAGCAACUGCUGCUGUUCACGAGCCGCCAACUGUUCUUCAUCCGCAUUAUCUCCACGAUUGCCACCAGCUGCUGAGUCGCCUGGAGACAGGUCUUCCGCGUACAGAAGCUUCCUUAGAUUCGGGUUCCGGGCGCUCAAGACUACAAGCUCGACUAAAAUGGCCUUACACUUCAACCGAGUCCAGAGAAAUGAUCCAGGAUAUACAGCGUUACAACCAGAUCAUCCACACAGCUCUUGCCGCCGACUCUCUGUCCAAGCUCAAACAUUGCUUAUCGCGACAAGUCGAAAUGAAGGAUGGCCUUAAAAGGACCAAUCGCACCGCUGAAAAGAUCUUGGACAUACAAGUCAAGAUUGCCCUCGAUGCCAAAAGAAAUCAAGUCCUCAAAGAUUUUGGCCAAGUUAAUCCUCGGGGCGAAUACGAGAUAAACGAAGCCUACGGCAUGGCCUCACCGGCCUUUAGCUCACGCAAGGUCCAGAGUUUGACUACUAGUACUCAACUCCGGCUCCAAGGCUCUGGUGCAGUGGUAUACCUGGUGCUGGGAACUACUGCGUACUUCUUCUGCGCCUAUAGACAUGAGCGCUCCCAGCAUCUGGUCAAUAUUCUUUCCUCUCUUUGUAUCCAACUCGCCCUGCAAAGCGAAAACGCUUUCCAUAUCUUAGAAGAGUAUCACGACCAGCUAUUCUCAAGUCACCACCUCUCUUCAAAGCCCACCGCCGAAAUGCUCAUACAGAUACUACAUCGUAUCUGCGCUUGCUUUACCCGCGUCUACAUUAUCGUCGAUGGUAUCGAUGAGUGUGACAAUCGAGUCGAAGCAAAUCCGGGACGAGAGCAUUAUACGCACACGUCUGUAAAGGGGAUGUUUCGCUGGGUAGCCUGCCAACUCGACUACAUGUGUGAACUCCCAACAGACAGAGCUCGACGUGAGGCCUUGAGCAAGCUUCCCCCUUCGCUCUAUGCAACUUAUGAUCGUAUCUUACUAAGAAUUGAUGGUUGCAACGAUGCGGUAAAACGAAUAGUCAAGGGAGCGCUAUUAAUGCUCGCGACGACUUUCUCCUCACUCUGCUUUGAAGAAAUCUGCGAGGCCAUUUCCUUGGAAGACGGUGCAACAACUCUCGAAGAUGAUGAGAUUAUAGAAGAAGAGGAAGUACUGCGAUGGUGCAGUAGUCUUAUUCGAGUCGACAAAUACGGCUCUUUCGCCAAUAGCAAAAGAAUUCAGUUUGCACACUUUACAGUCCAAGAAUAUCUUCAAUCCUUGAAGACUCGCAAUUCGGACCAUCAAUACCCAAAGCUCAGAGAAUACGCUGUUUCGCGGGUAGAUGGCACCGACUUCUUUUCUUACCUGUAUUUACGCUUCCUCACUAUGGAGGACAUGGAGCGAUUUCCGCCUACCCCUGACAUAACAUGUAGUAUUGAGGACAUGCUUGCUCGACGCAGACGCAGAACUUUUUACCGCAAAUCAGUACUAUCUUGGACACCAUAUAAGACACGACCGUCAAAUAUGGAGGAUGAGACAAAUAAGCUCCUGCGGAAACUCUUCCAACCCUCCAAAACGCCCUUCUUCUGUCUGUGGGCAAUUGACUUCAUAUUCAGUCAUCAUCCCUCGUCUUCAACAGACGCCUCUUCUAAGUCAAGAAGAGUUCUAUCGAAAGUCAUCACCGCGGUGCUCAGACCUGAAUUCACGCCUCUUCACAUGGCAGCUGCAUUCAGUAUGUACGACAUAUGUCAAGAGUUGCUGGAGAGUGGCUCUGAUGUGCUGGCAUACAGCAGAUUCGGCACUCCAUUACACUGUGCCCUCGGCGGUCGAGGUUUCUUUUAUAGUUUUCUGAACUUGAAAAGCAACGAUAUCAUAUCGGGUGGUCCCAUUACCAAUCGAAAAGUCUUUCAUAGUGCGCACCAGGCUCAGCUACAAACAGUCCAGUUGUUGCUGAACGCUUCAGUCUCGCCCCUGACAUCCCCUUUACCAUCAGAAACUAUCAUAUCGCUCACUUUUUCAUGCCCUUGCCUAUCCACUAACAACGCCCAAGUUAUUAUCAAGCUUCUUAGGGCUGGUUUGUCAAUAACGGCUCAAGAUGUGCAACUCUUCAGGAUCCGUUAUGAUCCGUGCGUGCAGAUGCCUGCUCUCACAUCUGAGACCUCUCUGAUGUGGUCUCUCUUUCCAGAAUUACUCAAGGUCCUUGGCGAAAACCUUACGCCAGGCUGUCCCAGAUUUGUCCUUCACCAGGAAACCGCAGACUUCAUCUCAAGAGCAAGCAGAAUGGGACAACCCCAAUGCCGAGGUGGGCAGUCGAUUGAAGGCGCCAGUAGCGAAGAGGUCCUCAAAUACUUCCAUUUGCUGAUCAUAUUGAACGAUGGAAUUGGGAUGAGUGCUUUCCUUACCACUUCGAGAGCCGAUAUGGCAAAGUCGACCGACAUUGAUCUCAAGCGUCCUGGCUGGAAUGCUCCUCAUCUCGCAUUAUUGGAGGGAUCUUAUCGAGUGUUGGAUCCAUUGUUGGCCUUUGGCCUAGACCCAUGUUCUGAAAGUCCACAGGGUUCCAAGCCAGUUCAUAUGUGCUGCCUAGAAAACACCUACGAGGCUCUUCAAAUCUUACAGCGCUUUGGUGGAUCAAUUCUUGACACCGACAACCUGGGUAGGACCGUGCGGCAGCGACUCGAUUUCACUUCGAGGCGGUCUCUCUUCUCCUGCCUCGUUGCAAAACGGAAGAACAUUGGACAAGCACUAAAGCACUGUACUUUGUUUUAUAUGAACCCACAUUCUCUGGGUCAUUGGAUCUCUACAUGGACUCGGCAUCUUGUCACAAACGUCAUGUGGUUUGCGUGCUUUAGCAUGCGCACUCUACCGGGCUAUCUCUUCUGAUGAUGUACAGACUUGUGAGAAGCUUUACUAUCUUGGCUGCCCUUUGGAGUGUGAGCUGCCCUUUCCUGUGGUUGUGACACCAUUAGCUCUGUCCAUACUCCAAAGUUCUUACAAGGUGAUGGCGUGGCUGUUAAGGAACGGCGCGACUGUUUCAACCAUCAUGGUCCAUCCUACUAAGGAUACCUAUUGCACAGUCCUCGAUCUUAUUUUAGAACGACCCAGCCUUAACAACCUUCUUUCAGCAUUUUUAGAUGUAUACCUUGCAGAGAGGGGAUCCUUUGCACGUGAGCAACGCAGUAUUCUUAACAUACCUCUCAUUGCAGGCAACAUGGACUCAUAAUAUUGCUGAACAAACUCCAGAGCAAGGCCUUGGGAUGUGGUGAAGUCACAACAUUCUUGCUGGAUAUUUCAGGUGACUUCGUCUUUAAAAGCACCACAAGGCUUGAAUCGCUCAGUGCCAUCAUUGAUCAGAAGGAUAUCCGUCAUCAGAACCGGACUCCUCUCUUUGUCGCAGCCGCGCAGAACAAUGCGAAAGCGUUAAAUGCUCUACUUCGUCAUGGAGCCGAUGUUAACACAACUGACGACAGAAAUUGCACGCCUCUAUUUGUUACAGUUGAGCAAGGGGCGAUGGACGUCGUAGAGUUGCUCAUCGGUUGCGGUGCCCAUGUCGACGUGAUGAAUGCUUCAUCUCACGGACUCUUCGCUAUGGCUUUCGUACAGAAAUUGUGGAUAAUGGUCGACACUCUUCUCUAGGUCGGCCUAUCAAGCAAGAGAAUAACGUGGACGGAAGAAAUCUCCUCGGCCUCGUGACUUUAUGGACUUGCCAUCCAGGCACCAAACCCAACAUUGGACUCUUCAAGGGGCUCCUAGAUCUUGGCGUCGAUCUAUAUUUAUGUGACAAGUUUGGCUCUUCUGCAUUCCAUCAUCUUUUUACAAGACCUUGCCGGAGUUACUUGUUGUGCAUGUUGGGCAUGAGACUCGAUCAUAAGUGGAAAAGCUCAACAGCUGGUCUGACCAUUUCUUCUCCAACGGAGUAGAUACCUUGGUUGAUAUAACUUAUAGCCUUCGUUAUGCCAAACCUUCAAUCAGAAUUGAAGGUGUCCGCCAGCCAUGUGGCCUGGGAACCCCUGGUGCGCAUAGUUUGUUAUGUCGAGCAGCCUGCUGGGGUGCGGUCACAGCGAUUCAGAACCUUACCAAGCUCGGUAUUAGUGAUCUUGAACAUCAUUUUCAUGAACACGGAUCGCCCUUAAAUGCUGCCAUUCAAAACCACAGAUGGGAGGCAGUCAAGUUUCUUAUACUUCAUGGCGCUACGGUUCCUAAAGAUCUUUGGAGGCCCAAGAAUUCUAUCCCGAGUACUGCAAACCCAGAUUCUAUUAUUCGAGAGUGGCUAUUUGUUGGCAGGCACACGGAGCGAAAGCGAGUUUCACUUGGCCUUUGGAACAAUGAGCUGAAGAUCAAGAGCUGGUCUGGGGUAUGAGUUGUUCGGGUGUCAUUACAAUGGCGAGAUAGGAAGUGUUCCGUGGAGAGCAUCUUGGAAUACGCCAAACGAAGGCAUUGGCUCGAGAUUGAGUACAAGUCAAGCGCUGUUCGAGAUACUCAAUUGGCGCGGCCAAAAGAAAGAUGCGGGAGCGUGUCGAGUGUUGAACGCCAGGGCUAUUGCGGAGGAUGUAACGGUCGCUCAGCGCCGCAAGACUGAUGGCCAACAAAGCAAGCAGCUACGCAUACCCGCACAGCAAAUCACCUGCAGCUUCUACCGACCUGUCAAAACGGUCGAUGGGGUUCAAGAAAUUGCAACGCUGGGUGCAGCCGAUCAUUUUCUUCGUCCCGGAGAAUCCACUCGGCGACCGGCACCGGUCCGGAGGACGGUGCUGGCCUUUCGGGCCGUUAGACUCCACCUACUUCCGGUGUGAUGGAUGUGCCUGCUCCUCAGGGAGCAAGAAAACACCGAACCUUGAUA